This is a messenger RNA of Manihot esculenta (cassava), 1563 nucleotides long. RefSeq names its product ELMO domain-containing protein A. NCBI's taxonomy places the organism in Eukaryota, Viridiplantae, Streptophyta, Magnoliopsida, Malpighiales, Euphorbiaceae. The record is from RefSeq and is a predicted model, not a curated record. The coding region runs from base 650 to 1393 and encodes 247 amino acids. The transcript is spliced from 9 exons.
UUUGGUUUGUCAACACCGUCUGGGCUUCUGACGAAAAAUAUGAGAUAAACACCGUCUGGGCUCACGCUACUUGAGAGUGCGUGUGCUACGCUGCCGACCACAUAGGAUCAAGUUCUCACAAGGAUGCCAUAUGUUCUCAUGUGGUCGGAUUGUGGUCCCACGUUACCAGCUCAGCGCGUGUCUUCACUCUCCUUACUUUAUGUUUGUCGGGUAAACGACGACACCACCACUCAUGUUUAGAGAUUGUCUUCAAAAGAAAUCACUACACUACACGCAAAAAUACCUAACUCUCGACUGUGUCUGGUACAACUACAAUAUAUGCUCUUAUACGUAUAAAAUAAAAUGAUGUUUAUCUGUAUUCGCGUGCACACUAGAUGAAACCUCCCUCACGAGGCACGGGGCCUUUAUCUCCAGACGCUUCGUCGGAUGGCUUCGAAGGCCCCCAUCACAGCUUUCUCGACAAAAAUUGGUUUAUAGAAGCAAAGGCAGACAGGGAGAGAGGGAGCUCCUCAAUCCACCAUCAGUCCUCCACCGCCACAACCACCAAAAGUGUCUCCAAUUGUGCGAUCUUAUGUGAACCUAAGACCACCUGAUUUGUAUUUACCUUGUUGGGAUUGAUUGUACCUUGCUAGCAUUUUCAUUUGCUGACAUGAAAUGCUUUGGUGUAGUUAUAAAAUCAGAUGAUGCAACUAGUGGGACGCCCACUUGGAUUGGUAAGGGCCUCACUUGCGUAUGCUUCAAGCGAAAGGGAAGUUACGAACGUAUCUGCAUUAACUUGACACCUCUACAGGAAGAAAGAUUGAAAAGGUUGAAGCAUAGGAUGAAGAUUUAUUUCGAUGCUUCCAGGCCAGAUCACCAGGAAGCUUUAAGAGCACUGUGGUCUGCCACAUAUCCUGAUAGGGAGCUACAUGGAUUGAUAUCUGAUCAAUGGAAGGAAAUGGGAUGGCAAGGAAGAGAUCCAUCUACUGAUUUCAGAGGAGCUGGAUUCAUUUCUUUGGAGAACCUAUUAUUCUUUGCCAAAACAUUUUCGAUAUCAUUUCAGCGUCUACUAAAAAAGCAGGGAGGAAAACGCUCUGCUUGGGAGUAUCCAUUUGCUGUUGCUGGUGUAAAUAUCACUUUCAUGAUCAUGCAAAUGCUUGAUCUUGAUGCCACAAAACCUAGGACAUUUGUCAGAUCAGUUUUCUUACAAAUGCUGUCAGAAAAUGAAUGGGCUUUUGACUUGCUCUAUUGCGUGGCUUUUGUGGUCAUGGACAAGCAAUGGCUGGAGAAGAAUGCAACAUACAUGGAGUUUAAUGAUGUUUUGAAAUCCACGAGAGCGCAAGUGGAAAGAGAACUUCUAAUGGAUGAUGUCCUAAGGAUAGAAGACAUGCCUUCUUAUGCCCUUCUCUCUUAACAGAAACUAUCUAAUGCUCAAUUUGCUUUGUCUGCUCAAGUUGCACUUUUUCUUUAAUUUUUUAUUUUAUUUUAUUUAGAAAAAAAAAAAAAAACAACUUUAGCAAGUUAACCAAAUGAAAAAAAUUUUCAGGCUGGAUUAGUUUAAAACCACUGAUAUUUAUUUUAGCC